AGGAGGCGGCAGGGGCGGGCGGCCCGCACCAGCCAUGCCGAAUAAAAACAAGAAGGAGAAAGAACCAGCAAAAUCGGGGAAAAGUGGAAAAAGUACAAAAGAAGGACAAGAUGCUGUAGAACAGGAGAUUUCUAACAAGAAAAACAGCAUUAUUGCGUCCCAAACUUCAUUGUCUAAAAUGAAAAUACCUACUCCACAACCUGUAGUGAAGAAAGAAAAACGCCUAAGUAAUUCAAGGUUUAAUGUUAGCAAUAACAGAGAACUACAAAAACUACCAGCUUUAAAAGAUGUACCUCCUGCUGAUCAAGAGAAGCUUUUUAUCCAGAAGUUGCGUCAAUGUUGUGUCCUUUUUGACUUUGUUUCUGAUCCACUAAGUGAUCUAAAGUGGAAGGAAGUAAAACGAGCUGCUUUAAGUGAAAUGGUAGAAUAUAUCACACACAAUCGAAAUGUGAUCACAGAGCCUAUUUACCCUGAAGUAGUACAUAUGUUUGCAGUUAACAUGUUUCGAACAUUACCACCGUCAUCCAAUCCCACUGGAGCAGAAUUUGAUCCAGAGGAAGAUGAACCAACGCUAGAAGCAGCGUGGCCUCAUUUACAGCUUGUUUAUGAAUUUUUCUUAAGAUUUUUAGAAUCUCCAGAUUUCCAACCUAAUAUAGCAAAGAAAUAUAUUGAUCAGAAGUUUGUAUUGCAGCUUUUAGAGCUCUUUGACAGUGAAGAUCCUCGGGAAAGAGAUUUUCUUAAAACUACUCUUCACAGAAUCUAUGGGAAAUUCUUAGGCUUAAGAGCUUACAUCAGGAAACAGAUUAAUAAUAUAUUUUAUAGGUUUAUUUAUGAAACAGAGCAUCACAAUGGCAUAGCAGAAUUACUGGAAAUAUUGGGAAGCAUAAUUAAUGGAUUUGCCUUACCAUUAAAAGAAGAGCACAAGAUUUUCUUAUUGAAGGUGUUAUUACCUUUGCACAAAGUGAAAUCACUGAGUGUCUACCAUCCUCAGCUGGCAUACUGUGUAGUUCAAUUUUUAGAAAAGGACAGCACACUUACUGAACCAGUGGUAAUGGCACUUCUCAAAUACUGGCCAAAGACUCACAGUCCAAAAGAAGUCAUGUUCUUAAAUGAAUUAGAGGAGAUUCUAGAUGUUAUUGAGCCAUCUGAAUUUGUAAAGGUCAUGGAACCUCUUUUCAGACAACUAGCCAAAUGUGUUUCCAGCCCACAUUUCCAGGUGGCAGAGCGGGCACUGUAUUACUGGAAUAAUGAAUACAUUAUGAGUUUAAUCAGUGACAAUGCAGCAAAGAUUCUACCCAUCAUGUUUCCAUCUUUGUACCGUAAUUCAAAGACCCAUUGGAAUAAAACAAUACAUGGCUUGAUAUAUAAUGCAUUGAAACUCUUCAUGGAGAUGAACCAAAAACUGUUUGAUGACUGCACGCAACAAUUUAAAGCAGAGAAAAUGAAAGAGAAGCUAAAACUGAAGGAACGGGAAGAAGCUUGGGUUAAAAUAGAAAAUCUAGCCAAGUCCAACCCCCAGUACACAGUGUAUAGUGAAGCCAGUUCCAUGAAUCUUCCAGUUGCAAUGGAAACAGAUGGGCCUUUAUAUGAAGAUUUACAGAUGCUGAAAAAGACAGUCAAUGAAGAGUCACGUCAGGCACAGAAAGAUCAGAAAAAGGAUCGUCCUCUUGUGCGACGCAAGUCAGAACUGCCUCAGGAUAUCUAUACCAUGAAAGCCUUGGAAUCCCAUUGCAGAGCUGAUGAGAUAAUAUCACAUGAUGGGCAUUAGCUUAUUACCAUGGAAUAUAUGGGGAGGAGGCAUAUUCUUUUGGACUUAGUAGAAAAUACAUACAUCUUGUGCCAUACAGAUCAGUUGUACUCAAAGUCAAAAGCUUUUUUCAACCCAGUUCUGUAGGCAAUAACUUAAUUCAGCAAACAGCUCAAGAUCAGUAGUUCAAACAAUGGUAAAUUAUCAGGCUCCAUUUGCAGAACCAUGGGUUGAUAAGUAUUAAGUGACCACGUUUUUCAGGUGGUGGUGCCGUCAUAACCCCAGCAUAUUCUAAAUAUGAGUAUUUCAGUUAAACAUUAGAGCCAAAUAGAAAAGCACCCUGAUCAUAAUCAACUCCAUAUUCAAACAGAACAAAAUUUGUAUCCAUUAAAAAUAGCUGGUACUAUGAUAAUGUCAGAUGUUUCAGAAUUGAAAAGUAUACUUUAAAGUAUUACACAUUUUAAGACUUUACAACCUUAAAAUUAUUUCCACAUUGUUCUAUACCAGCAGUUUUUAAAGUACAUGAAAACGAUUCUUUCAUAUUUUAACACAGCUUACAAAAAUUGACUUAUGACAAUCCUCAGUCGCUGUUGUUUUUCUGUUAUUUCUGUUAUUUCUUUACUUUGGAUAGAGACAUAUGUAUUGUGUCUUAGUAGUUCUACAUAUAUCUAAAGCCAUAUCUUCAGGUCUUUCAUACAGCACCAGUAUUCCAGGAGUAAAAUGGUAGAAGAAAUUUGUUUUCCUAAGAGCUUUUUCUGUCUACCUUAACUGGAAUUGGAUUAAAUUUUUUUAAGUGUUUCAUUUUCCAAAUUUUAUUUUACCUUUAAUUGAACAUUGUUGCCCCUUAUCCAGGCUCUGGAACCUUAGUAAGAUACUUGGGCUCUAAGAGUUCAGAAUUUUGUAGAAAAGUUAGAAUAAAGUCAUUUUAAGUUGAAUCAUUUCUCGGCCUAGCCCAGCCUGCUGCCUUCCAGUGAAACUAAACAUCGAUUAUAUAAUGUGCCAGGUAUUAAAAUGACAUUGUUCUAUGUCUUUGAGUAAGUGUUGGUCUCAGAGCUUAGAGGAGGCAACAGUGAUGGUAAUUUUACGUAAAUGUAUAUUUUUUUUUUCUGUUGAAAAGAGCACACAUGUUACAAAUACACCUCACAAGUAAAAUGAAAAUGCAUCUGUUUCCAUUGAACUUCAAAUGCUGCUAUAUAUUCCACAAACUUACUUGCAUGUAAUGUACUUUUUGUUUUAAAUGGAACAGCACGGGGGAG
Vombatus ursinus (common wombat) is the source of this 3003-nucleotide messenger RNA. RefSeq names its product protein phosphatase 2 regulatory subunit B'gamma (gene PPP2R5C). Gene Ontology annotation, molecular function: protein phosphatase activator activity. The record is from RefSeq and is a predicted model, not a curated record. Gene Ontology annotation, cellular component: protein phosphatase type 2A complex; nucleus; cytosol. Gene Ontology annotation, biological process: signal transduction; protein dephosphorylation. Bases 35 to 1768 code for a protein of 577 amino acids. The transcript has 16 exons. Lineage: Eukaryota; Metazoa; Chordata; Mammalia; Diprotodontia; Vombatidae.